ACAGUAUCGAAAUUGGGCAAUCCCACGAGGAUGUGUCAGCGAACAGCUAUCCUGCGCAGUUCAUGCUGGAAGAGCAAUAACACCAAUUGUUAAGCGUGCUGCAAUCUUAACGGUCCAAUCAUAGAGCCCUCGUCGCUUUAUUCUAGACCGAAGCGGCGAAAUCUUUGACCUCUGCUGCCUACCUCAUGUACGAACAGAGCCUACCUGCCUUGCUAGUUCUAAGCUACGUCAAUUGGUGGGGAUUUAAUGGACGAGUUCAUCUGUGAUAUUAGCCGCGAGAGCUCUAUCACCCCACAAUCCCCAAGGGAGCCCCUCAUGAACUCGCGAACAUGGCGAUUGAUGAAGCGGUGCCCCACGUAGAGAGGUAGGUUAAACACAUGUAUGUUACGAGGCAUGGCAGGUUGUUUCUCUCUUUUCCCUGAUCUCUUUUACCUAAGUCUCAGUAUUUUUCAUUUUGUAGACCCGACGGGUUGACUGCUAGCUUUAUCUGGGUAUUCACGAUGGCGGAGCCGAAGACCGGACUUGUCCUUGGCUAUAAUGGCAUUCACCCCUUUUCAAAGGUGAAAAUCACCGACCGCGCUUCCGUCCAAGAGCUUCUCAGGACCCUCCUCGACCCCCUCGAGCCGUUCUUCUCUCCAUUGAAAGCCCGAGUGAAAUGUCCUGGAGCUACUGCUGUCAGGUUUGACCAGACUGCCUCCGAGGUAGAAGGUAUAUGUCGACCUCUCUGGGGUUUAGCUUGUCUUCUGGCCGGAGGCGGUGAUUACCACGGGAAAGAAUGGUGGAUUCAGGGGAUCAAGUCAGGAACCGACCCCGAAAAUCCAGAGUACUGGGGAUAUCCACGAGAUAACGACCAAAGAAUGGUAGAGAUGUGCCCUCUUGGCUAUGCGCUAGCCGUUGCCCCUGAAAUAUGGCAAUCAUUCAAUCAAAGAGAACGAGAAAAUGUUGAAAACUGGUUGGGCAAUUCAAUAAACGAGAAGAACAUGCCCAAUACCAACUGGCUCUGGUUCCGUGUUUUUGCAAACCUUGGCCUGAAGAAGAACGGCGGCAAAUUCUCGCAAGAGCGGCUAGAUCGUGACAUCGAGCACCUCAAUACCUUCUACCGUGGUGGCGGUUGGUCGAAUGACGGACCGGAGGGAAUUCACCAGAUGGACUACUACUCUUCAAGUUUCGCCAUACAAUUCUUGCAGCUUCUCUAUGCGAAAUUAGCGGGCGAGGACGAGCCAGCACGAGCCGAGGAAUUUAGAAACCGUGCCAAACAAGUUGCGCUUGACUUGAUCCACUACUACGACAACGAAGGUCGGUCUAUCCCCUUUGGUCGCAGCGUAGGCUAUCGAUUCGCGAUGGUGUCAUUCUGGGGCGCCUUAGCUUACGCCGGAGUUGAGUUACCCGAGCCGCUUACCUGGGGGAUGGUGAAAGGCGUGGUUCUGCGACACCUGCGAUGGUGGCAAACACAGCCUGACAUAUGGAGUCCAAGCGGAACGCUGACUAUUGGGUAUUCAUACCCUAAUAUGUAUAUGGCAGAGAACUACAACAGCCCCGGUAGUCCGUAUUGGGCCUGCCUAGCCUUCAUCUGUCUCGCCGUACCCCCAGAGCACCCCUUCUGGACCUCUGAGGAAGAGUUCGCCAGCCCGGUCAUUCCACAGAUCAAGGAGCUACCACAACCAGGCCACAUCGCAAGCUACCUCGGCAACCACGGCAUGCUCCUCUCCUCCGGUCAAGCCUGCAGCUACCCGAUGAAAGGCACGCACGCCAAGUACGGCUGCUUCGCGUACAGCUCGGCGUACGCGUACUCAGUACCACCAGGGCUCUUCACUUUAGAACAAUACGCGCUAGCCUCGCAGCUCGGCUUCUCCGACGACGGCGGCGAGUACUGGAAGACGCGCCGCGCGUCCUCGUACGCGGCCCUCGAGCACCGGGGCCCGGCCCAAAACCAAACCCCCGUCCUCGUGUCGGUCUGGACCCCGUUCCCCGACGUCGCCGUGCGCACCACGCUCGUCCCGCCCGACGCCGCCACGCCGAACUGGCACCUGCGCGCGCACCAGAUCGUCGCCGGCAGAGAGGUAAUGACCGCCGACGGCGCCUUCGCCAUCAGCAACCAGCGCGCGCCGGACGGGCGCUACCUCGACCCGUACGACGCCGCGAAGUGCGAGGGCACGUUUCCCAGGAUCAUCGGCAACUACGACCUCGCGACGCCGGCGGGCUGGGCCGGAGGUGCCGAGGGCGCGUUCGCGGUGUCGAAGGGGGCCGUGGGCAUCAAGGCGCUCGAAGGCAACGGCGGAGGAGUCGCGCGCGCCGCGAACCUGGUGAACGCGGACCCGAACUCGAAUCUGGUGGAGAGUCGGACGGUGAUCCCGACGCUGCAGCACACGAUCAAGGCCGGGCAGACGGUGGCGUAUGUUUCGGCCAUCUACGCGAAGCCGUCCGGAGAGGGCGUGCCGAAGGAGACGUAUUUGGACGGGUGGGAGAAGCCACCGGAGGUCCCUGGGUGGUUGAAGGCUGAGUUGGGGAUUUAGCCGUUUUCGAUAGCUGCGUACUUACCUUUCUACCUGCCUACCUGGAUAGGAAAAUGACGUAAAGAUUCAAUAUAGAUAUAAAUGGAUGUGCCUUGGGGCCUAGAUGAAUAGUAUAUUUUGUCUAGCGUACCUCGUAUGCCAAUGUUUCUAUAUGUGUGUGACGAUCUAACCGCCAUGUUGAAUGCUGUUUUGGUUCCCCCCUU
Molecule: messenger RNA, 2716 nt
Organism: Annulohypoxylon truncatum
Lineage: Eukaryota; Fungi; Ascomycota; Sordariomycetes; Xylariales; Hypoxylaceae
Exons: 8
Coding region: 501-2513 (670 amino acids)
Source: RefSeq, a predicted model, not a curated record